AUGUCACUGCGCAACCAUGCCGACCCUUUCUCUACACUCGCUAUUCGGCCGCUCCCCCAACUCAACCUCGAGUAUAGCGCGACCUGGCAAGGGUUCAGGUUCGAUAACAGCCUCGAAAGUGGACUCCUUCGGUUGAACGACGUCGAUACCAACCCCUUGUCCGACCUCAAGCCGAAAGCCUUUCAUCUAGACGUGCAAGACGUUCCACUUCCGGAUCUAUCCAAUCCCUCUUCCGGCCCGUCGUCUGAUAGUGAGACUGAGCCACAACCUGGCCAGGAAAGCGAAAAGACAGUUGACGAGACUCCGGAAGUCUGGGUCUUGCCAGACGUCUACAAGAGAAAGCCGCAAGAUAAACUGAUCAGCUGGGACACUUUCUUGGACAAAGACCAUGAAGAGCCACCAACUCCGUACAUCAGUGAAACUGGUCCGCGGACAUUCAACAAGACCCUUAAAUCGUCAAAUGAAAGCGCUGCGCCGAAACCGAUCAGACAGGAUGCACUUCUGAAUGCAGUGUUCGAGCUUGCCAUGGGUAGGAGUUCUGCGCUCUUUGAAUGGGAUGACAAAAACGAUCGAUUCUCCCAAUGCUGGGACAACAUUGGCGCAUAUGGCUUCAGCACAAGUUUGUUGCAAGAGUACCUCGAAGAAUUCAGAAAGAUCGGGGCUUACACCAGGAAGCUGAAAACAUGUUUCGAGCGCCUAGACAGGCAGAGACAACCUACAUCUCCGUCAGAAAUAGCGUUCCUUGCUGCUUCGCGGUCUGCUUUGUUUGCAACCCACGAGUACUUGGAGAAGUUGAGACCAGAUAUUGUCUCUCUACUUCAGCUGAAGGGUGCCAUGACCAGGGUUGUCACGAUCUUGAAUGUGCUGGGAAGUAUUGUGCACGCGGUACAAGACUGCCAGACGGAUAAUGCCAUGGUAUUGGCAUUGAUGCGCCAUGCAGACAAUGCAUCUUUCAGUCAUCCAGGGAUUGAUAGAGUGCUACAAGAGAUAUUUACGAGAGCUUUGCAACCACUUUCGACAAGACUAUGUGCCGAGAUUGGUCUGGUUGCAAGUGGAGCGAAUGAUCCUCAACUGACGACCAUUGCUUGUGAAGAGGCCGAAGACAUUUAUUCUUCUCUCUUUGGUGCGGACCUCGGCCACGCAAUCAAUGAAACCCGACACAGUCUGCAACUGCUGCAAUCACAUGCCCCACAUUGUCGAGUCCUGGCGGCGACUGUUCAUUGCGCAUCAUCCUCUGGGUUGACACUUGAACCUGGCUAUGCUUUUGACGCUAUAUGCAAAAUCCAGGCCAAGUCAGUUGCUUAUGAAGAAGCCGUGAAAUGCUCGAUCCUCUUGGUGCAAUCGCCAGCCCUGGAGACACCUCUACAUUGUGCACAUCUUGUUACCUCUGAAGGUGAGGAGGCUGAAAUCACAGGAUUGACAUCGGCAAACCCAUUUCAGUUGGACACUAGGCUCUUCGAAGACCACGCCCCCAUAAUUGACCACAACAAGACAGACGAAGUACACGAGCAGGUCAAGGUGUAUCUUCGGAACAACAAUGUUGUCGAAGUGUCGCCAUUCCAACUCAGUUACGCACAAGCACUGACUCUGUCCAUCACUCCAUUGGUUUCAGCGCAACAUCGACUUCUUUCGUUUUCGGUUCUUCAGUUGCUCUUCCAGCAGCAUAAUCUGCUGGCUCAUUUGGAAAUCCAGCGAGAAUUCCAUCUAUUUGGAAAUGCCUUUUUCUCGUCCCGCCUGAGUAUGGCUCUGUUCGACUCGGAUCAAGCCAGCGGCGAAGGUCACAGAUCAACAGGGGCUCCUACGGGUCUUCGUCUCCAAGCGCGAGAGACAUGGCCUCCUGCAGGAUCGGAGUUGCGGCUUGUGCUCAUGGGGAUACUUUCGGACAGCCUGGCCACGGCCACCUCAGAGACCGAGCGACGUCUUGAAGACACAAUCUCCUUUGCUAUACGGGACAUGCCUGUUGAUGAGCUCGAGAAGUGUCGCGACGUCAAUUCGAUCCAUGCACUCGAUUUCCUGCGUCUCGAGUAUAAACCGCCAAACGAACUGGUUCAGACUGUGCUCACUCCGGCCGUUCUGGACAAAUAUGAUCGCGUGUUUGGGCACUUGUUGCGUCUCUCGAGAAUCCACUGCCUUACCCAGAGUAUGUUGAGAAAUAAUGUGGAGGCUGGUACUCUUCCUGGUGACCACAAAGUGGUCGUGCACAUGCACCAUUUCAUCUCUGUUGUCGUCGAGUACUGCCACAACACGGCGGUUCCUGUGUGCUGGGGCAGAUUCGAGCGUCUGGUCCGCGAAGUUGAAAGACACGUUGCUAAUAACGACUAUGAUCGUACUCUGCAACUGGUCAAGAGUCAAGGGUAUCUUGGUCGCUUACACGAGAGGGCCCUGGAUAGGCUUCUGCAUGCCUUGCUGCUACGGCGGAAACAGGCGGGUGCCAGGCAGUUUUUGGAGGAGCUGUUAACCAUGAUCUUGCGUUUUGCGGCGGAGAGGAAGUCAAUGAAGACGAUGGCUCGGGCAGGUCACAACGUCGACGAUCAAGCUUACGAUGCUACCAAGAUACGUCGAUUUGCAGAAGACUUUGCAGCCAAAGCCACGCAAUUUAUGGAUGCCUUGCGGGGACAAGGUGACCAGGUGUCGAAGAAACCGUUUACAUCGCAGCGACGGGGAAAACGGGGUGAUGAUAGUGGUGGUAGUGCGUGGAAUGCACAACAUGAUGCCCAUGACCAGUCUGACGAGGACGUUGAUGGCGGAGAUUCGGACGAGAACCUUGUGGACUAUCUACUUCCGAGGCUGGAUAUGUUUGGAUACUGGAGUCGUCAAGGUAGUGGUAGCCGUCUGGAAAGACGACGACGCGAGGCCGUUGAGCUGCCAAUCCUCAGAGCCUGA
Molecule: messenger RNA, 2883 nt
Organism: Exophiala dermatitidis NIH/UT8656
Lineage: Eukaryota; Fungi; Ascomycota; Eurotiomycetes; Chaetothyriales; Herpotrichiellaceae
Exons: 1
Coding region: 1-2883 (960 amino acids)
Biological process (GO): meiotic cell cycle; spindle assembly; cytoplasmic microtubule organization
Cellular component (GO): centrosome; spindle pole; equatorial microtubule organizing center
Molecular function (GO): gamma-tubulin binding; microtubule minus-end binding
Source: RefSeq, a predicted model, not a curated record